This is a messenger RNA of Bombyx mori (domestic silkworm), 3224 nucleotides long. RefSeq names its product protein SGT1 homolog (gene Sgt1). The record is from RefSeq and is a predicted model, not a curated record. Lineage: Eukaryota; Metazoa; Arthropoda; Insecta; Lepidoptera; Bombycidae. Gene Ontology annotation, molecular function: protein-folding chaperone binding. The transcript has 6 exons. Bases 424 to 1077 code for a protein of 217 amino acids.
UUCAUUAUCGUAUCAUAUAUCAUGUGAUAUCGCGAUCGCGAAAAUAUCGAGAUAUUAUCCAACGGCGCUUUGAUAAUCAAUCUCUAAAUCUGUUCGAAUACAAAUUUUCCAACAAAACGUUUUUUUAUAUACAGACUAAAAACUAGCAUUUUACUAAAAAUAAUUAUCAACAACAAACAUAUCACCUUAAAAUAUUCUAGAAUAUGAAUUGUUUGAAAUUCUUGAGCUUGUUUGUUUGUCGUUAACCAACAAAUAAGUCCAUCAAGAAUACAUUUGGUUACUAUACUUUAGAACACAUUUGACGUCUAGAAAAAUCGCUGAGUUGAAUUUUCUCGAUAGUUUAAAGAAGACAAAGUGAAAUUAUACAUAGGUACUCAAUUUUAAAGCUAAAGUCGAUCUUAGCUGUAAGAAAAGCCAUAAAUAAUGUCUGAAGAACAGAAGAAUUCCUGUGUUUCUGAAGAAAUUAAGCCGAAGAUCAAACAUGAUUGGUACCAGACGGAGUCACAAGUGGUUGUCACUAUAUUAAUCAAGAAUGCCCUAAGCGACCAAGUCAAAGUCCAGUACAGUGAACGAAGUCUAUCCUUUUCUUGUCCGUUACCUAACUCAGACUCCGAGUACAGUUUGGAACUUGAAUUAGCACAUGAAAUAAUACCAACAAUGUGCAGUUACGUAGUGAGCCCGUCGAAGAUAGAGAUCAAGCUACGUAAGAAGGAAGGUCUAAGAUGGAACCAGCUGGAAGGGGAAGGGACUGAGAAAAAAGUUAAGGCCAUUCCUCAGGCUGUAAUCGACGCUUCCGGACCGCAGCAACCGCCUCAACUAUUCAGAAAAGACUGGAACAAGAUCGAGAAGGAUAUUAAAAAAAUGGAAGAAGAAGAGAAACCAGAAGGAGAUGCUGCACUUAAUGCUCUCUUUAGAAAAAUAUACGGUGAAGGAUCUGAUGAAGUCCGACGUGCCAUGAACAAGAGUUUUGUCGAGUCCGGAGGCACUGUGCUCAGCACCAAUUGGACCCAAGUGGCUCAAGACAAGGUCGAAGUGAAGCCACCAGACGGACUGGAGUUCAGGAAGUGGGACUCGUAAACUGCUCAAAAGAUAUCGGCUAACCAUAGACUAUUAUUACUAUCCUAUGUUCUCGUUAUCUUAGUAUUUACAAGUAACCCCUGUAUUUUGGGCUUGGGGAAAAGUGUGCUGCAAGAAUAAUAGAAGGAAGGAUCAACCAAUUUACAAUUGAGAUUUUAACGAGUGAUUUAUGUAAUUAGAGUUUCGUCUGUGUCUACAUACACAUUUACAUUUUCGAGUUAUCUCGAAAAUGAGUUUAUAGAGUGGGUAGGAUUCAGUUGAUCGCUAUUGGAGCUGUUAAAUCUGAUAAAUUUAUGACUUUGUAGGAGUUUCAAAGCAUGAAGCGUCUGUGAACUCGGGGCCACUUAUUAUCGUGCUGGCCGUGAGACUUGCUACCAAUGAGUUAACCAACCUACCAAAUUGAGACCAAUGUUGUUAUAAGGAAUUUUGAGAAAAACAUUGGUACAAUAACACAAAAAAAUUGAGUUCACAAAAUUUAAUGUCAUUAAUAGACGGCCAGCGUGACUGCUGAUGUCCAUGGACCACUUAUACCAGCAUCUUGCUUCCUCAUAUAUACGCACAAAAUGUAUUUUUGUUUUGACGACAGAAGAAGGGCCACUUCUAGUCUCACUUGUUGUUAAGUUGUUACCGGUGUAGCUUACACAGUCACCGUGCUGGUGGAACGCCCCGGAAAGAAGCGAUAGAAUCGACUUACUAUCAAGUGGACUCUUAUGCUUUUAUCCAUCAUUAAAAAAUAUAUAUUCGUUGAUUCAGAAAACAAUCAGUUACAAUGUUUCUCUUAUCGUGUAUCACGUUCAACUUAGUUUCUAUGUAUUCGAUUAGAUAAUAUUUAAUUAGAUUUGAUUUUAUUUGUAAAUGCAUUAUAUAACUUAGCAGUGUAUUGGAGCUGUCGUCUAAACCAUGGCCGGUUUUAAAGUGGGUUUUCAAUGUCACAUUAGUUUCAAUGCGAUUUAAAAUCAGCUGACAUUGGAUAGAUAUUAUAUUUUUUUGCCACGCACCAUCCGGCUUUGGAAUGAGCUCCCCUCCACGGUGUUUCUCGAGCGCUACGACAUGUCCUUCUUCAAACGAGGCUUGCGGAGAGUACUUAAUGGUAGGCAACGGUUUGGCUCUGCCCCUGGCAUUGUUGACUUCCAUGAGCGACGGUGACCACUUACCAUCAGGUGGGCCAUAUGCUCGUCUGCCUACAAAGGCAAAAAAAUAAUAUAUGUUUUGGCUUUUGUUGAAGCCUCUAGGAAGUCAUGUCGCUCGGGAAACAUCGUUGGAGCUCAUCCCAGAGCCGCCGGUGGGUAGGCAGCAAAGUGGAUCUCUGGAAACGCAGUGAACGCAGCGUCUCCAAGUAAUAUGGAUGAGCUCUGCUCCGAUAGUGGUGGGGUGAUACUAAUAAAGAGAUUCCAAAGAGUCUUGGGAACGGGAUCAUUGAUAAUGCAAACGGUCCUCUUCUGUAUUGAGUCAAAUGGAAGAAGGUGGGAACAGCUCUCUAAGCGAGACCGGAGUCUUUGUCCAGUUCUUGAAGCACCGCUUUGCUCUAUCGAGGGCUCUCAACUGACUCCAAUACUGAACAUCGGCCGUACAUCAACUUUAAGAAUAAACGCGCAAGGUCGCAGGGAUAAUCCUUGGGAAAACGCCGCUAGGACCAAAUGGUUCUUAGCAGUGGACACAUAAACCUGCGUCCUCACAAUUGAACCAAAUUCAAUCGGCCCUAAAGAGUUCUCUACUUCAAACAAAAGUUUUGAUCAUCUUUCCUGUAUUACGCUCCAAAAGAAACUCCAAUAGUGGCUAUAUCUAUAUAUGAAUCCAUUUCGUUAACUGAUAACAUCUCGUUGAUAUUCAGAACGAGAACACUGAGCCUUGUAUGGCGUCAUGAUGCGCCAUGUGUCCAAAAAGCUAGCAAACCAUUUUCAGAUCACCUCCGGAAUCCGAUUAUAGAAUCCUAUCUACAGAAGGGGUCAGAAACUGGGUCUGGAACCCUCAUCAUCUUGGAAAGAAAGGAAGUUAUGUUAGAGGUUAAGAAGUCAUGUUAUUAAAAUUACCCUUUGCCAAACUUCUUAAAGCCCGUAAACGUAGCAUUAUAAAAAUUAUAAUUAGAAAAUUGUAUAACCAGUUAGAGUGUAAGUUUUUUUAAAUAAAAUAAAGCGUUUUAUGUAUAA